This is a messenger RNA of Durio zibethinus, 2183 nucleotides long. Its product is annotated as protein phosphatase 2C 70-like. Gene Ontology annotation, biological process: protein dephosphorylation. Gene Ontology annotation, molecular function: protein serine/threonine phosphatase activity; cation binding; protein binding. Lineage: Eukaryota; Viridiplantae; Streptophyta; Magnoliopsida; Malvales; Malvaceae. The record is from RefSeq and is a predicted model, not a curated record.
UAAAACAAUUUAAAUAAAUUUUGGUUAAAAAGGAGAGAAGUAAAUAGAUUUGUGGAGAAAAUAACAAUUGAUUGAAAAAAGAAGAAAAAAGAAAAAUUGGGGGAAAAUGAGGAGCGACCAUUUCAAAGCGAGGUUCUCGGGAAAAAGGAGCCGAAUCUGAAAUCAGUCUCUGAGAGGAGACAGACCACACGACGACGAUGGCGAUGCUAGAAAGCAUUGUCGUAUUCACCCUCCUUCUCCUUAUGUUGCUUCUUAUCAUCAUCGUCAUCCUCUUCUCUUUCAAACCAUGGCGCUUCUUCUCCUUCUCCUUCUUCUCAUUCUCCUCUCGCUCUCGCACCAUCAAGGUUGGUGACUUUGAGAGGCCUCUUGUAUCAGAUGAUGUAGAUCUCACUCGAGAUCUAAGCAAUGAUUUGACAAGAAAUUAUGAUUUAGAGGGGGCAUGUCACCAAAAUGAAGAUCUUCUACGUUCACCUCGUACUCAGGGACUUGUUCACAAACAGCGACUCCCCUCUGCAUCUCAUUUGGCUCAAGGUGAUAGCAUAAUAUCUGAUCCUUCAGAGGAUAUUUUGGUUGGUCAGACGCUAAAGCGUCCAUUGUUGUCAGAGCACCUAGUUGAAGCACCAAAACAUGGUAGACAUGAAAAUCAAAGUGAAAACUUGCAAUUUGAUGGAGAAAAUGAUAGCCUACAAUGCUUUGUUCCCAAGGCUAUCAGUGAUCAAAGAAGUUGCCUCUCUCUUGAGGUUGUCUCUGGUCCUUCUUGUGGAAUUCAUUGCUCUGUACAGUCAACGAGCACUUCAAGGCUACCAUUAACCCUUGGAAGAGUUUCUCCAAGUGAUUUAUUAUUGAAGGAUUCAGAGGUUUCUGGAAAGCAUGCAAUGAUAAAUUGGAAUUCAAAUAAAUUGAAAUGGGAGCUGGUGGACAUGGGUAGCCUCAAUGGAACACUAUUGAAUUCUCAGCCAAUUAAUCAUCCUGAUUCUGGAAGUAGGCAUUGGGGUUUCCCAAUGGAACUUGCAAGUGGAGACACAAUAACACUUGGCACAACCUCAAAGAUAUAUGUUCAUAUUUCAUCCAGAAAUGAGCGUCUGGUCCCUUUUGGAGUUGGUAUGACUUCGGACCCUAUGUCAUUGCGUCGAGGAGGAAAAAAGCUUCCUAUGGAAGAUGUUUGCUAUUAUCAAUGGCCUCUUCCUGGCAUUGAUAAGUUUGGGGUGUUUAGUAUCUGUGAUGGACAUGGUGGUGUUGAGGCUGCCAAAUCUGCGAGCAAGAUUCUGCCUGAGAUGGUUGCUACCAUUUUAUCAGAUUCUGUAAAAAGGGAGAGGGUUUUGUCACAACAUGAUGCCUCGGAUGUUCUUAAAGAUGCAUUCUCUCGAACAGAAGUGUGCAUGAAUAACUAUUAUGAGGGCUGUACUGCAACCAUUCUUCUGGUUUGGGCUGAUGAUGAUGAAAAUUUCUUUGCACAAUGUGCAAACGUUGGCGAUUCAGCUUGUCUUAUGAAUGUCAAAGGUAAGCAGAUUAAGAUGACAGAAGACCAUAAAGUAACUAGUUAUUCUGAAAGACUCCGGAUCGAAGGAAUAGGGGAGCCAUUAAAAGAUGGGGAGACGCGUCUAUGUGGUUUGAACCUCGCUAGGAUGCUUGGAGACAAGUUUGUGAAACAGCAAGAUCCACGCUUUAGUUCUGAGCCUUAUAUAAGUCAAGUUGUGCAUAUCAAUCAAACAAGUGAGGCAUUUGCACUACUGGCUAGCGAUGGAUUCUGGGAUGUUGUUAGCGUUAGGAAGGCAAUUCAGUUAGUUGCACAGACGAGGGAGAGACAUUCGACAGAUAAGGAGAAUUUGGCAGAAAAGAUAGCUGAUGUUUUGUUGAAUGAGGCUAGAACAAUGAGAACGAAGGAUAAUACCUCUGUUAUUUUCUUAGAUUUUGACAGCAGAUCUAGAAUAUCUUGUAAAGUUGAUUCCUAAUAUGAAUUUUAAAAUUUUUCAAUGUGAAAUUAUAAUUAAUUAUUUCAAUGUUAUUUUCAUUUCUUGAAGUUGCUUUUCCAUCCAAGGUUUCAUUUUGCAAUCCACAGUUGCUUUAUUUUCUUGUUAAUAGACCAAUCAAAAGAAAUAAAUAAACUAAAACUUUGAGCCUAAUCCUUAUGUCACGGGUCGAGACUUAAGCUCCGAAUCCGCGCGGCUUUGGGACCCGAACAU